CCUCCCUUUUUUUUUGUUUCUUUGGACUGAUCGUGUUUCUUUCCAUCUUUAUUUAUCUUGUUUAAUCCACAUCAUGAAGGAAACACACCCAGACUCUCCCCCGCUGGAGGAGAAGAUCGAAUAUAAUGUGUAUCGCGACAAUGCAAGCUCGUUUAACGAUGACAAGCAAGUCGUGGUGGAUGACACACCUAUCGGCCAGCAAUUUGUCGAAGAAUUCCACUUUACUUGGCGCGCAUCCAUUGUGGGUUCACUGCUGGGUUGUCUUGUAGCUGCAUCCAACACUUACCUCGGUUUAAAGAUCGGUUGGACGUUUGGUGCAUCCUUGUUUGGUGCUAUUUUCUCGUUUGCUAUCAUCAAACCCAUGUCGCGUGCCCUUCCUCCUCGCUGGGGCGGAGGCUACUUUGGUCCCAAAGAAAAUUGUAGCGCUCAAUCAGCAGCCACUACUGCAGGCGGUCUUUCUGCUGGUUUUGUGUCCGGUAUUCCUGCCAUGUAUAAGCUUGGCCUUAUGACCACUCCUCGUGAAGAUAUCGUCCCGCUUUUGCUCUUUACCAUUUCCGCCGCCUUUUAUGGUUUAUUCUUUGCCGUUCCCCUUCGUAGCCACUUUGUCGUCAAGCAGGACUUGACGUUCCCUACCCCCCGUGCCGCCGCCACCAGUAUCAUCUCCCUUCACAGUACCGCUGAAGGUGAACGUGAAGCCAUGAAGAAAGCCAAAUGGAUGGGUAUCUGGUUCUUUGUCUCGUUUAUCUGGUCCUUGAUCUCCUACUGGGUUCCCUUCUUUGAUACCAUUCACAUCCUCUGGUGGAUUGGUCACAGUGCUGGUUAUGAGCCUUUGAUGAGUGCUGAUGAUGCGUGGGGAUGGAGUUUCAAAUUCGAUUAUCCUUUCUUUGGUGCUGGUCUCAUGACGCCCGGUUCCACCGUUAUUCCUUUCUUCGUUGCUACCUUGAUGAUCUACGGUGUCAUCGGUCCUGUCUUGGUGGGCAAGGGCAGCUUUGUCAAACCCUAUGGUUUCACCGAUCUGGGUGACACUACCAAUUCGUUCUUCUUGUGGCCCGGUAUUGCCUUGAUGGUUCUCUCCACUUUCACCGAAUUGAUGGUGCGUUAUCAAGUCCUCUGGCGUGGUAUCAAGGGUGGCGUGAUUGAAAUGAAGGAUUUGACGGUCCGUGGUGUCCAGCAAGCCAAGCGCAUCGUGUUGCGUCAAAAGGUCGAAGAACGUGAAAAGUUGAAGAAGGACGUUGAUGCCGAUGAAAUUUAUCGACCGGACCAAUUGAUUCCCGCAUGGUGGUGGGUCUUGGGUGUCUUCCUUUCCGUCAUUUUCACUUGCGCUAUCAUGGGUGAAUACUUUGGCAUGCCUGUCUAUCAAUCUAUUCUCGCCGUGUUCCUCGGUUUCAUCCUUUCCUUUGUCGGUAUCCAGGCGGCUGGUGAGACGGAUAUCAACCCUACUGGCAGUAUUGGUAAAAUGUCCCAGCUCGUGUUUGCUAGAAUGCCUGCCGAAUCACUUCAAGCGGUGCAAAAGAACAAUUUGAUGGCCGGUAACAUUUCUGCUUCGGCCGCUUCUCAGGCUGUUGACAUGGUCGGUGAUUUGAAGACGGGUCAAUUGGUUGGUGCUUCGCCUCGUUCUCAGUUCUGGGCUCAAUUUGUCGCUUCCUUCUUUGCUAUUGCUAUUGCCGUGGGUCUCUUUGUCCUGUUCGCCGAUGCUUAUCCCUGUAUUACCGAUCCCGACCUUGAUGCCGAGUGUGAAUUUGGUCUCGUCGCUGUCAAGACAUGGUACAGUGUCACCAAGUUGCUUACCGGUAGCUCCGAACCUUUGUCCAAGGCCUGUAUCAUUGUCACCAUUAUCUGUGCCAUUAUUGGUGUCGCCGCUCCUGCCAUCCGUUUCUUCCUUGUCCCCGAAAAAUACCAUCGUUUCUAUCCUUCGGCUUCCGCCGUUGGUAUUGCCAUGAUCAACACUUCUCCCCAGGUUCCUUUGGCUAUGUUGACUGGCUGGAUUGCUUCCAAGAUCUGGAAACGUGUCAACCGCAAGAGUUGGGACAAUUUCAUGUACAGUGCUGCAGGUGGUAUGAUUGCUGGUCAAGGUAUUUCAGCUAUUCUUCAAGCUGUAUUCAAAAUCGCAAAGAUCCCUCCUUAUGUCGUGACCGCCUCGUGUAUCGCUGGUGAACUGAAAAACUGUCCUUAA
This is a messenger RNA of Radiomyces spectabilis, 2173 nucleotides long. RefSeq names its product OPT oligopeptide transporter protein-domain-containing protein. The transcript has 3 exons. Gene Ontology annotation, cellular component: fungal-type vacuole membrane. The record is from RefSeq and is a predicted model, not a curated record. Gene Ontology annotation, molecular function: oligopeptide transmembrane transporter activity. Bases 74 to 2173 code for a protein of 699 amino acids. NCBI's taxonomy places the organism in Eukaryota, Fungi, Mucoromycota, Mucoromycetes, Mucorales, Radiomycetaceae.